Messenger RNA from Physeter macrocephalus (sperm whale), 1391 nucleotides. RefSeq names its product zinc finger protein 12-like. Lineage: Eukaryota; Metazoa; Chordata; Mammalia; Artiodactyla; Physeteridae. Bases 1 to 414 code for a protein of 137 amino acids. The record is from RefSeq and is a predicted model, not a curated record. Gene Ontology annotation, biological process: regulation of DNA-templated transcription. The transcript has 5 exons.
AUGCCCGACAGGAAGGGGCGAGGUCGCGGCGUGUGCCCGCUGGUCCGAGGCCCCGUUCCCAUCACGGUGCCAUUACAGGGGCCGGUGUCAUUCACGGACGUGGCCGUGGACUUCACCCAGGAGGAGUGGCAGCAGCUGGACCCUGAACAGAAGACAACCUACCGGGACGUGAUGCUGGAGAACUACAGCCACCUCGUCUCCGUGGGGUGUCACAUUAUCAAACCGGAAGUUAUCACCAAGUUGGAGAAAGGAGAAGAGCCAUGGAUAGUGGGAGGAGAAUUCCUACUUCAGAGUUACCCAGAAGAAGACUGGGAAGUCCAUGAUCUGAUAGAGGGAGCCCAGGAAAAUGAAGACAGACAUUCAAGGCAAACUGAAUCUGUCAACGACAAAACCCUGAUUGAAGAGAGAGAAUAACCUGGAAAUUUUUAUUCAAAACAUGGAGUACAGCUUCCCUGGUGGCGCAGAGGUUAAGAAUCCGCCUGCCAGUGCAGGGGAUAUGGGUUCGGGCCCUGGUCUGGGAAGAUCCCACAUGCCGCAGAGCAACUAAGCCCGUGAGCCACAACUACUGAGCCUGUGCUCUAGAGCCCGUGAGCCACAACUACUGAGCCCACGCACCUAGAGCCCACGCUCCGCAACAAGAAGCCACCACAAUAAGAAGCCCAAGCACCGCAACAAAGAGUAGCCCCUGCUCGCCGCAACUAGAGAAAGCCCGCGUGCAGCAAUGAAGACCCAAUGCAGCCAAAAAUAAACAAAUAAAUAAAAACAAAUUCAUUUUUAAAAAAUAACAAAACAUAAGAGUAUAGACUGUCAUAGCCCCAUGUCAAUCCAUGUACCCUAUGAAUCAAUCUACAGGUAAGUGAUGUAGGCCUAUGUACUUAGGAAAUGCUUUCUGAAUAAACGUAUCUAUCAAUAUUAAUAGAUGAGCAUAUCUAUUAUAUAUUAUACAUCAAAUUAAGGAAGAGUUAAAAAAAAUUAAAAGAGGCCCCCCCAGAUGGGGACAAAAGCCUCAGCAAUAACCAGAUGCUCUCAGGUGUCAGUAUAUGAUUAGGUCUGAAUUCCUUGUGGCUCAGCUGCUAAGUGAAAUGGGAAUUCUAAGAGGGGAGAGAGUAAGAAGCACUUCAAAACAAAGGUGAGUACUUGAGCUCAAACAUAAACUAAGUGUAAAAUACGCACAACAAGCAUUAACUACAUGCCAGGCACAGUCCUAAGCCCUUUCUUAAGAAUCUGGACAGGCAAACCUCAAGAAGAGGUGCAGAUGUGGGUAAGAUGUAUGAGCAGUAUUUAAAAGGAGGAUCAAAUGGAACUUACCAUAAGUUUUUUAGUAACAUCAACAAAAAAGGAUGAAUAUGGACUGAUAAUGUUUAAGAAGAGGUAUCUUAAGUAAUAGAGGA